Molecule: messenger RNA, 3322 nt
Organism: Clarias gariepinus (North African catfish)
Lineage: Eukaryota; Metazoa; Chordata; Actinopteri; Siluriformes; Clariidae
Product: tripartite motif-containing protein 16-like
Exons: 6
Coding region: 50-1714 (554 amino acids)
Molecular function (GO): protein binding; zinc ion binding
Source: RefSeq, a predicted model, not a curated record
CGAAACUCGAAUGUUUACUUUUUGAGCGAGUGUGUGUGAGUGUACGAAAAUGGCAGAGGCCAGUAUUUCAGUAGAUCAGGAUCAGUUCAGCUGUGCAGUGUGUCUGGACCCUUUGAAGGAUCCCGUGACAACUCCCUGUGGCCACAAUUACUGUAAGGUGUGUAUUAAUCGCUUCUGGGAUCAGGAGGAUGUAAAGAGAGUCUACAGCUGUCCUCAGUGUAGAGAGACUUUCGCUCCAAGGCCUGUUCUACGCAGGAACAACAUGCUGGCUGAAAUGAUGGAGAAACAAAAUAACACUGAACUCCAAGCUGCAUCUGCUCCUCACUGUAACGCUGGACCUGGAGAUGUGGAGUGUGAUUUCUGCAUCGGGAGAAAACGCAAAGCUGUUAAUUCCUGUAUGGUGUGUCAGGCCUCCUAUUGUGAAGAUCAUCUUCAACCUCAUUAUCAGUCUCCUGCCUUUAAGAAGCACAAGUUAGUGGAAGCCUGUGCAGAGCUUCAAGAGAAGAUCUGCUCUCAGCACAAUAGACCAAUCGAGAUCUACUGUCGUACUGACCAAAGCUUCAUCUGUUAUUUGUGUAUGAUGGAUGACCAUAAAGGUCAUGAAACAGGUUCAACUAAAGCAGAAAGAAAUAAAAAGCAGGAUGAACUGAAGGGAGAGCAGGGGAAAUCCCAGCAGAGAAUCAAGGAGAAGCAGAAGAAGGUUCAAGAGCUAAAACAGACUGUGGACACUAUUAAGAUGCAUUCACAGGCAGCAGUAGAGAAAAGUGAAAUGAUCUUUACUGAGCUGAUCAGCCUUAUGGAGAAAAAGCGCUCGGAGGUGACGGAGUUAAUUAGAGCUCAGGAGAAGGCUGAACUGAGUCGAGCUGAACGACUCCUGAAGCAACUGGAGCAGGAGAUUGCUGAUCUUAAGAGGAGAGUCACUGAGCUGGAGCAGCUUUCACAAACACACAAUGACGUCCACUUCCUCCAGAGUUUCCCGUCUCUCUGUGUUUCUCCUGGAUGUGAGGACGCACCCAGCUUCACUGUCAAUCAACAUCUCUCAUUUGAUGGAGUGAGGAAAUCUCUCUCAGAUCUGAAAAAACGAGUCGAGGAAAUCUGUGAGGAGGAAUUCAACAAAAUCCGUCCACAAGCUGCAGCAGUUCAGAUAUUACCUCCACAAAUGGAAAGCAGAGAGGGUUUUAGGCAAUAUUUUAGAUUUUUGACUCUGGAUCCCAACACAGCAUACGGUCAUCUCAUUCUGUCUGAGAAGAACAGAUCAGUGACACUCAGUAAGACAAGACAGCAAUACUCAGAUCAUCCAGAGAGAUUUGACUCCUGGGCUCAGGUGUUGUGUAAAGAGAGUGUGUGUGGACGCUGUUACUGGGAGGUGGAGUGGAAUGGUAGGUUAGUGGCCAUAUCAGUCUCAUAUAAAGAGAUCAUCAGGAAAGGACGGGAAAACAACCUUUUUGGACGCAAUAGUCAUUCCUGGAGUCUGGAGUGUUUUCCUUCACAUGGCUGUUUCCACCACAACAAAAGUAAGACUGAGCUCCGAGGUCCAGCGUCCUCCAGAAUAGGAGUGUAUGUGGAUCACAGUGCAGGAACUCUGUCCUUUUACAACGUCUCUGACAUAGGGCUGACUCUCCUCCACAGAGUCCACACCACAUUCACUCAACCUCUGUACGCCGGGUUCUGUUUAGGUAAAAUCUCAAGUCUAAGGUUAUGUGACUUAAAAUAAACGUUUAGUUAAAGGGUUUACAAAAAUUUUUAUUAAUGUUUCAGAUUCAAUUUGGUCCUAAGAUGUGUGCAUAAAAUUAAUCACAUUAUUAUUAUUAUUAUUAUUAUUAUUACAUAAUAUGUACAUACACACAUCAUGUAAAUUAAUGUAAAAGCAAUACAGGCUUUUUUUAAAGUGGUCUUUUUGUAGGUCAACAUACACUUUUAAAUGGAUUUCAAGUUUCAUGCACAUGUACAUUUUCUGGGGCAAAAUUACACAUACAUGUAUGUGUACAUACAGGGUCAACUUUUUUAUCGAAAGCGCAUGUAGUAUUUGCCCUUAUAUACUAAUAUAUACCCUUAGCAACCUUCUCAUUAGUAGAUACUUAAGGUCACCCUUUCCAAGCUUCUGGCUGCAUAUGUGCCCAGUUGCCUUGUUAGAUUUAAUAGAGUUCAGUUAAAUAUGUUGGUUUCCUGAUUCAGACUUAAUUUUAAAGCAUGGUCCACAAGUUUUUAAUAGGGUUACUGCUCUAAAAACUUAAAGUUCACCUGCUUUAUCCAUUCGACACCAAGCCAUGUUGUAUGUUUGGGGGCAUUGUCACUGUUGGAUCACUCAAUUUUGUCCAUCUUGUACGUGUCUAUCUGAUGAUUUAAGGGUUUGCCGAAGAAUUCUGAAGUUCUCCAUCAUAUCCACCAGCAGUGUUGGAAUUAAUUUGGAAAUGUAAUAGCUGACAGAUUACUGGUUACCUUGUUAAAAUGUAAUGUAGCUACAGUAUUUCAAUUACUUGAUCAAAGUAAUGUACCUUAUUACAAUUCUCUUUCCAGUUUGACAUCAAGUAUUUUAAUGUUGACAGCAUUUUCAAUGCUCCUGAAUACUGUUGAAUUUCCAGCACUGAAACUUAUAUAACAAGCAUGGCAAACCCGGGUUGCUUGGAGCAAUGUACAUUAAUUUAACUGGCAAAUGGGAAGUGAUGCACCAGAAACAGUGCUGAAAAUUUGAGCACAUAUUGUCAAAUUAACAGAGCCUUUGUCCCGGUGGUAUCCAGGACAAUGGCAAAAGUAGUCGUUCCUGCUUUGCAAAAAGAUUAAAAGAUUAAAAAGCUUAAUGCAUGUUGUAGACUGCAUAAAAUAUUUUGAUUGAAAAUAAUAUAUCUGGAUGUAACGCCUUUGUAAUCAAAAACAAUUUGAUGAGCAACUCCAAUUACAUUUUUUCAUUAAUUUUAUUUUGUUUAAUUUGUUAUUUAUAACAAUGUAAUUUAUUUAAUAAUUGUGUUAUUCCUUAAGACACCUUAAGUUACUGUAAAUUUAAAUGAAAAGCCUAAUAUUGCCAUAAUAUUCAUGUUAAUGUACAUUGUCUAUAAACCUCUGACUGUAUUAUUUUGAAAUGCAUCCAUUCUAAAGGUUAAUACAAAAUGUUUUGAAAUCAAACUAUUAAACUGUAUUAUUUUUGCUAUAUACAGUUUUUUUCUCAGAUCUGGAGUUAUAUUCCUGUAUAGCUGCCAUUGUUACACACCGUAUACAAAAAACAAAAAAACAAAACUGAGCUGCAUGCACUAUAAGCUAAUUUAUUACACCCCAAUAAAAAAAUUUAAUUUCUCAUGAAUGACAAGUAUUACUUUUACUUUCUUAA